CCGCAGACCCCCAGCGAGCCUUCGAACCCCCUCAAUGUGAGGCUGGCACACCUCACUUACAGUCGAACGCUGGACGCCAAUGGCAAUGCGCCAGGACUGGGUCACACCCCGCCCUCCUACGCUCAGCCAAUGACAAACGGUCUGACAGGCCCCCCCACCCCGACUCUCUCGGACCCCCCACUGGGUCCCCCCCCCCUCCCAGACAGGAUACCGGCCUCCAAUCACAGCGACUCUGAUGGCGGGAUUUCCAAUGCUGGGACACGAAGUCGCAGGUCUUCUCUGAUUCGCUACAGCAGCAGCACUCUUCCCGCCCUCUCGUCCUCCUCCCUCCUCCACCAUCAGAGCUCCAAGUCUUCAGAGAGCGACUUAUCAACGUCAACGCUCCCCAUCUCCUCCUCCACUCUCCCUCUCUCCUCCUCCUCCUCCCACACUCUGUCCAAACUCCCUCUCUCUCAGCCAGAGUUGGGUCUACUGCUCCAAAACUCCACCAGCCCCACCACCACCACCCCCAUCACCUCCUCCUCCUCCUCCUCCUCCACACCUCCUGGAGCUCCGGUUCAGCGCCCAGCAAUGCCUCAGACCUCCGUCGCCCUCACCCCACCCAGAGACGUCCCAUCCUGCGGCUUCAACGGCUGUCCGGCCAAUCACCAAACCCCCUCUCCGAGCUCCAGAGGAAACCCAGGGUUGGCGCUCCCUCUCGGGGCCGUUUCCCCCGGGUCGGCUCCUGGUGGAGAACUCGUCCCGGUGGCCCUCGGGCGCAGCGAGAGCGGAGGGAUCGGGUUCAGUGUGACGGCGGGGGGGCAGGGGGGUCAGUUCGCCGUGGUGAGGAGGGUCUGGGAUCGAAGGCACUGCCCCUCGCUGCAGGCCGGCGACACUAUAGUGAAGAUCAACGGAGCAGAUGUGCAGAGCCUCAGCUUCUCUCAGGUCCAAAGAACCCUGCAGGAACACACCAAACAGGGAGAGGUGGUGCUACUGGUCUACAGAGGAGGUCCGAUGUCUUCCCCAGCCGUCACCCCAAAUAUCUACAAGACCCUCCCCUCCCCACACAGCCUGGCCACUCCUUCCUCCUCCUUCCCCCCAACUUCAGCCGACUUGCCUUCCACAUCCACGGGUGCCUUGCUGGGGGGCGUCCCCCCACUCAGCCAGGCUGGCUUGGCCCUGGAGGGUCCUCAGGAGGGGCACCUAGCAGCCAUAGGGACCCACCAAGGGGCCCCUCCUGCGCAGACGCCUAACGGGCCCCCAGCCUCGGCCCUCAUCCAGAGCACCAGCUUCCUGGACUCAGUUCCUGUGACGCUAACCUUAGAGCCGCGGGACUUACUGGGCGUAGAGGAGAGCGCCGGCGGGCCUCCCCCCAGCAGAGGGGGAGGAGCGAUGGGAGCGAUAGCAAAGGAUGGAAGAGGAGGAGUAAAGACGUUGGAGGUGGAGCUGAGGAGGAGGUCGGGAGAAGGAUUCGGAUUUGUCAUCGCCUCUCAGGAAGUGAACGGGGCCCCCUCCCUGUUGUCUCACCGGUUCGUGACGGUGCGUCGCGGCAGCCCGGCGGCUCGCAGCGGUCAGAUCCAGCCUGGAGACCAACUGGAGACGGUGGAGGGCCGGGCCGUCGGGGGUCUGCAGCACCGAGACCUCGCCCAGAUCCUGAGGAGAGCCGGGAACACCCUGAGACUGAGCAUCACUCCCAGACACCACUCGUCCACCGUGUCAGAGGGAGCAGAUCUGGAUAUCGACAGCCGGGUGAUGAAGGGAUCCAGAGGGAGGCCGAAGGAGGAGUCCAGGUUCUACAGCGUGGAUCUGGAUCGAGGUCCUACAGGUUUUGGUUUCUCUCUGAGGGGGGGCAGCGAAUACAACAUGGGGCUGUAUGUACUGGGACUGAUGGAGGCGGGGCCGGCCCAACGCAGCAACAAGAUACAGGUAUCGGACCAGCUGGUGGAGAUUAAUGGAGACAGCACAUCAGGGAUGACCCACAGUCAGGCUGUGGAGCAGAUCAGGAGAGGAGGACAUCGAAUCCACCUCGUGCUCAAGAAAGGAAACGGAUACGUGCCCGACUACGGCCCUGAGGAAGGAGCCCUCUCCCCCUCUUCCUCUUCACACACAGAGGAGCCAGAUGUGGAAACAGUGACCAUGAGAACCACCUCCCUCAGCCAGCAGAGGGGAGGAGGCGGCGGUACCGGAGGAGGAGAAGGAGUAGGAGAGAGGAGGAAGACGAGGAGAGAGGGAGAAACCAAACGAAGAACAGGAGGAAGAGUAGGAGGAGAAGGAGGAGGAGGGUUAGGGCCUCCUGAUCUGGACCUAGAUGUGGUGGAGGAAGAGGCCAGGAUGGAGGAAAAGGGGGAGAGGAGUAAGGAGGAGGAGAUGAGGAGAAAAAGUCAGACUGUCAGGCCGAAAGAGAAGCUGGAGAACCAGAGGGAGCAGGGGAAGAAGAGCAGGAGCUUACCCAGGAUCAGUGCCCGAUCCUGGGACACGUUGGUGCCGCAGGAGGUGGAGGAGUCUGCAGAAGAAGUGAAGGAGAGGAGGAGGAAGAGGAGCGAGACGAAGAGCAGGAGGAGGGAGGAGUCCAUGGAGCAGAGAGAGGACAGGUCAACCCGCAACGCAAAGCAUUCUGGGAGCUCAGGUGCCCCAUUCUCUUUCCUCAUGCCAAUAGAUGACGACGAUCAGCGCCAGCGUGUGUCGGACAGCGAAUCAGCAACCAGCUUUUCAGAUGUCAGCCAAUCAGCAGCCACCAUCACAUGGCCUGCCGGGUGGAGGGAGGAGGAUUCUGAUUGGAGGAGAGCCCAGUCGGCGUGGCAACACGGGGACACCCCGGGCCCCUGGCUGAAGCCGAGCCCAAAGACGCUGACGAAGGUUCUGAUUGGCAGUCGGCUUGGUGAGCGGGAACUAUUGGGCGGGCUCUCUCUCUGAUUGGCUCACAGCGAGGACGUUCUUCAUUGGCUGAUUCUUUUCCCCUUUUUUUCUAGGCUACUUAUAAGGGCUUUUUUGAUUGGCCUGCUGAGAGAAGAACCGCCUCUUCUUGCAUCUUAUUGGAUGAUAAUACUUUAUGAAAGCAAACUAACAAAGACUUGUUUUCGAUUGGCUGGUGGGCGGGUUUCGAGGCCUCUGAUGGGCCAAUGACAUAACAGCUGCACACACAGCCAUCAAAUUAACCAACUUUAUUUAUUUUUUUACCCAUCAUCCUUCAGUACAUCGUGAGACCUGUAUCACGAAGCAAAAUGAGCGCAUUGUCAACAGCAUGACAACUAACCAAUUACAUUACUGGAAAAAGGAGUUGUAAUAACUUUAUUAAAAGAAAAUAAUAAUGAAUUAUAUGUAUAUAGGUCAGUAGAAUAUGAUGAUCAUGUCUUUAAAAUUGAAUUUGGAAAGGAUGUACUAGCCUUAAAACGUGAUUAGCUGUAAUUAAGAACGUUUUAAUGUGGAAACGUUUGUUACCAGCUUUAAGAUACCAGCAAUAAGUAUCACUGAGUUUGGGAAUGAGAAUAAACAGAGUGAGAUAAAGUGCUUGUGAUACAGGCCCUGCUCCUCACCUUCAUCCUCCUCAUCCUCCUCAUCAUCAUCAUCUUCGUCUCCUGAACUUUAAACUCGUAUGCAAACAACAUGAGAACCUUUACUGGAGGCGCUUUCCUGUGAUUCUGUGUAAUCUGAGCAUGUGAAUAUCACUGGAAUGAUUUUUUUAUUUUUAUAAAAGCUGAAUAUGUAAAAGGCUCAAUGACAUUAUUACUAUUAUAAAAUAUUAAUAUUAUGUGAGAUUAAAUAGACCAGAGAUGA
This is a messenger RNA of Gymnodraco acuticeps, 3753 nucleotides long. Its product is annotated as mucin-17-like. The record is from RefSeq and is a predicted model, not a curated record. The annotation marks the transcript as partial. Gene Ontology annotation, molecular function: protein binding. Gene Ontology annotation, cellular component: cytoplasm. The transcript is spliced from 11 exons. Gene Ontology annotation, biological process: signal transduction. NCBI's taxonomy places the organism in Eukaryota, Metazoa, Chordata, Actinopteri, Perciformes, Bathydraconidae.